UACCUCUCUCUAUCUUUCUGGUCUUGUCAAAAAGAAACGUCAAUCGAGAUAUUGUAGUCAUGCUUGAAUAAAUCGGCACCGACUCUCCAUGCUCCCGAAUCCAUUUAAUCCAAUGGCCCAUGGAUUUUAAACUUCUUUGACGUGUGUGUGUAGUUGUGUUAUGAAAAGGUUCAACAUUUAAUUGUGUUGUUUUGGAUUCGUACGAUACAUGUGCUUUGUUGUAUAAGGAAAUCCCAGAACUGUUAGUGAUUUCUUGACGGAAUAUCUACAUUUAUUCUUGUUUCUGUUUAUUUGGAUCCUAUAUUUUACUUAUUAAAUUGUGCUGAUAUUUCAACAUCCUGUAUCACUUUUACGGGCUACACGAUGACGUGUCGUCGAAGUCUCGUCCAGAUCUCGUUGUUGGCGUUAUCUUUGGUCAGUGUUGCACAAGGGCUGAGCGAGGGAGAUCCUAAUGUGUGCGACAAAACAGUGUCACGAAGUGACGUCAUCACGAAGCCAUAUAAUAAGCCCUUUGAGCGCUGUACUAGGACCUGGUGUCCCAAUGUACUCGAAUUAUUUCGUUGUACUAAGUGCUACACCCUGUAUAAGACCGGAUACAAACAGGAGACACAAACUCUGUACCGGAAGGAGUUUCAUUGUUGCCCUGGUUACAACCUCGUGAACGAUCAAUGCAUUUCUUUUUGUACUUCCGGCUGCGUCAAUGGAGUUUGCACAGGACCGGAUACGUGUGUCUGUGACGAGGGAUGGCGGGGAAAAGACUGUAGUUCUAACUGUCCGCCGGACACCUGGGGUCCGAAUUGCCAGAAACAAUGUGACUGUAGCGGUCAUGGACAGUGUGAUCCCGACUCAGGGCACUGCAUCUGCGCAGCAGGUUACACAGGAGAGCGUUGUCAGACUAAAUGCCCGGAAGGAUCCUAUGGACCUAACUGUCAGCUGUUGUGUCAGUGCAAGAACGGCGCUACAUGUAGUGUGACUAACGGCGCAUGCUACUGUCCGCCCGGAUAUCAUGGGGCACUUUGCGAAAAUCGCUGUCAGACCGGGUCAACGGAAGUCCACUGUAAUUCUAAUUGUAAAUGUCAGAAUGGGGCCGGAUGUAACACGGAGACCGGAAAGUGUUCCUGCAAGCCCGGUUGGAAGGGUGAGAUUUGUACCCAGCCAUGUGACGAGGGAACCUUUGGAGCAAAUUGUGAUUCAACCUGUAGUUGCUAUAACAACGCGACCUGUGACCCCAAGGUUGGCACGUGUGUCUGUUCAGCAGGGUACAUCGGCGAAAAAUGCACGGAAGAGUGCCCCGUCGGAUUUUACGGAGAGUUCUGCUCUAAAGAAUGCAACUGUGAGAACGGUGGUACUUGUGAUCACGUGACGGGCACCUGCCGCUGUGUACCGGGGUUUGUUGGACCCACCUGCGCCAUACGAGCCUGUGAUGACUGGAAGUACGGAGAUAACUGUAACAUCCCGUGUCAGUGUAAUACCACAUAUGCAGACAGCUGUCAUCCGGGUACUGGAGAGUGUGUCUGUAGCCCUGGUUACAGCGGAGUCACGUGCAGCGAACCGUGUCCGGCGCCAAAUUACGGAGACAAAUGCGAGAAACAGUGCGACUGCUUGAACGGCGCUCUUUGUCAUCACGUGACCGGGGAAUGUCAAUGUGAGGAGGGAUACACAGGUCAAAGAUGUAAUCAGACGUGCCCUCACGGUUGGUUUGGCAGAGACUGCUCUCAGAUGUGUACCUGCCAAAAUGGCGGCGUCUGCCAUUUUCAAAAUGGCUACUGUGACUGUGCACCAGGAUUUAUCGGUCUGCAUUGUGAAAAACCCUGUAGCGUUGGUUACUAUGGUUACAACUGCACCCAGAAAUGUGAUUGUCUGAAUGAUGGGUACUGUAACCCAAGAAACGGCGAGUGUCUGUGUCGUCCGGGUUAUGAAGGCCCGAAGUGUGAAACCCAGUGCAAGAGAUGGACCUUUGGUAAAAAGUGUGGCCAGAGAUGUGAGUGUGACCCAGAGCACAGCUACGCUUGUGGGGGAGAGAACGGGGAGUGUUUCUGUGACCCCACGUGGUUUGGUGUGAAUUGUAAGAGCAAAUGCAAGGACGGUAGCUGGGGAGACAAUUGUGAUAAAAAAUGCACGUGUUACAACAGAGGGUCAUGUGACCAGGAUACCGGAACUUGUAUUUGUAGGCCCGGAUAUCAAGGAAGCGAUUGUUCAAAAGCAUGUAACGAGGGUUACUUUGGAAACAGCUGUCGAUUCCAGUGUACAUGUGCGACAAAUCAGACAUGUGACCACGUGACUGGCCAGUGUAUUUCACCCACGUGUCCAGCUGGGUUCACGGGACCCACGUGUCAACAUCCCUGUCCCAUGGAUCGCUAUGGAGUGCGUUGUAACGAGACAUGCCCAUUGUGUAAAAACCUCGGUGUCUGUCAUCCCAAAAAUGGCUCCUGUAUUUGUUCCCCGGGAUUCUUUGGUCCUCUAUGUGACAAAAUUUGUCCCGACGGUUACUAUGGAUACAAAUGUAGUGCCAAGUGUUCCUGUGAAAAUGGCGCCAACUGUAGUAAAUCUGACGGAAGAUGUGAUUGUCCCCCAGGUUAUAUUGGAGCCAGCUGUUCUCAGAGUUGUCCUGAGGGUUAUUACGGAAAGCACUGCAAUAUGACCUGUUCCUGUGACGUCACACAAUUCUGUCACCCAUCCUUCGGCUGUAUCAAUCAACCAAACAUCGCCAAGGUAGUGAAUAACGUAGAAGAGGCGUCUGCCAGCGGUCUAAUUACCGGAAUCAUUCUAGCCGUCAUUGCUCUGACACUUAUAAUCGUCAUCAUGGUCAUCUAUUACAAGCGUCGAGUCGGGCGUCUAAAGUCUGAGAACCGCGCAGUGAUGCAUUACAUACAAUCCACUGAAGGAACCGACGCAGACGGCAAUUUACCAGUUGUUGGAAUCACAAACCCAGUAUAUACAUCAGACAAUCAGAAUGUUUCUAAUAUUGAGCGGGAAAUACAUCGCCAGCAGCAACAGAGCAACUACCAACGCGCAACUUCCUGUAACCAGAACGAGGUUGCAUGUAGUAGCCCUAUCAAUGACCUAACGGUUGCUAAAAACGUGAGUCUGCCGGUAAAUGGAGCAUGUGCAUCAGGAUCUUUGUAUGAUGACGACAACGACUCAGACAGAUAUACAACGCUGAAAGAUAUCCAAGCUAAACUUGACGAAAUCAAUAUAACAGAAAACGCGGCCUGUGCCAAAUUGGAUGCCAAACAUGGAAAUAUGUACAACAAUCUUAAGGUCAACUUAGAUGACCUUGAAGCCCCCAAAAGACAAAAUAUACCUGACUAUGACAACGUAUCAAUAGAAUCUGGACAAUUGAUUUCAUCUUCCGACAAAGAGCAUAUAAUACCACCAAGAAAUACGAACUAUGACAGUGUUAAACCCCAUUCUUCUUUUAACAUCAGUGAUCCGUUCCGAACAGGAGACAAUAUUCCACCUCAAACGGAAACAAUGCAAAAUGUCAUUCAAUCAGAACUCGACGACAUUGCAGAAACAAACAAUGACGUAGCUGACAUUACGUCAUCAUCAUGCGCAGUCGAAAAUAAACUCUCAGAGAAUGACGUCACAAAUUUGUUAGAUGAAAUUGCGGAUUUGCCAUGAUUAUGACUUCAUUUUGGUUUUGUUUAAUUAUCUGUUUUUUGUUUUUUGGGGUUUUUUGUUUUGCUGCUCUUGAUAAUAAUAUUACUAGCUACUGACACGACAGAAUGUGUGGUUAUAAUAAGGAGCGCAAAAUUGUUUUAUUAUGUGUAACAGUGCUUUUUAUUCGUUUUGAAUGUAUAGUGUUUGCUAUGUAAUGUAUUAUCGUUUUUAAAUUAUGCAGGUUCAAUGAUUUUAUCAUUUUCUAUGGCUGUAAAUCUCUCAAUACUAUUGAAAACAUUUUAUACAAUUAUAGCACUUUAUACAGUCAAGUAGCUGUGCAAGGCUUAUGUUUGUUGAUUUUCAUGAAGCAGGUUAUGUUUAUUAUAUUACGAUUAUGUCUGUUUUUACAGACAUUAUUAUUUUUAGUUUGAAAAUUUGCAGUGGAGAAAACAGUUUAAAUUAAACCCCUUUUCAUCUGUUGCAUGUAUGUUUAAUUUGGUAUUGUUGAUAGUUUUCCAUUCGUCUAAUUAUUCAUCGGUUAAUAGAUGACCAUGUUUUAUGUGAACCUUUCAGUCAUAUUUUGUUGAUACCGAACCACGUACCUUUGAUGUUUAAUUUAUUUGUAAUUUUGAUUAACCAAUAUAUGAAUUAUAUUUCAUAAUUCAGAAAAUAUAGCUGUAUAUAUUUUCACUAAAAUCACAAGUUUACUUUAAUACUUACAUGCCUAAAUAAGUUAUCAUGUCUCAAUUAUGGAGAGCAUAAUAUCACCUGUCACUUGUGCUAGAAGAAAACAAAAUACCAGUUUUAACCCCAUUGUGUUCUUGAAUCCAUAGUGUACAAAUUAAACUUAAAUUCAGAACUUCAGGUUCUCCAACAUUAAGGAUAUAGAGAGGAACGCCCGAAGCUUCAGCCUAUUUUGAUAUUGACAUUUUUAACCUUUUUUCGAGUACGAAAAAAUCAGAAAUGUGUGUAUAUGUAUUUCUUUUGGCAUAUCAUUAUCACUAAUCGUUAUCAUUCAUUUGUUAAUUUUGCAAUAAAUUCAUUACUCUG
Magallana angulata is the source of this 4653-nucleotide messenger RNA. Its product is annotated as multiple epidermal growth factor-like domains protein 10. Lineage: Eukaryota; Metazoa; Mollusca; Bivalvia; Ostreida; Ostreidae. The transcript has 24 exons. Gene Ontology annotation, molecular function: scavenger receptor activity; protein binding. The record is from RefSeq and is a predicted model, not a curated record. Bases 364 to 3624 code for a protein of 1086 amino acids.